AUGGGUGGUUGUUUCACUGAUCUUCUAAAAAGUGUCUCAUCCAUCCGCGACCUGACAUGGCAGACAGUUGGAUUUGUUUUUGUCAUCGCUUUUGCGCACGGACAGGUCCGUUAUUCUAUUCCCGAGGAAAUGAACAAAGGAUCACUGGUGGGGAAUAUAGUUCUGGAUCUCGGUUUGGAUGUUAAGAGACUGAAAUCUGGCCGUGCGCGAAUCUUCACGGAGGACACUCGUGAGUACAUCAGUCUGAAUGUUGAUAAAGGAACUCUGGUUGUGAAAGAGAGGAUAGACAGAGAGGAGCUGUGUGCUCAAGUGUCUCCUUGCUCUAUACAUUUCCAGAUUAUUCUAGAAAACCCAAUGGAACUACAUCAGAUUGAUGUAGAAAUAACCGAUAUCAAUGAUCAUGCCCCUGCUUUUGACAGGAAAGAAAUCAGUAUUGAAAUUUUAGAGUCUGCAGACCAAGGUGCAUUGUUUUCUUUAGAUAAAGCGCAUGACCCUGAUGUUGGAUUAAAUACACUCCAGAAAUACACAAUUAGUCCGACAGGACAUUUUGUUUUAAAAGAAUUUUCUCGAAGUGAUGGCACAAAAUAUGUUGAGAUGUUACUAAGAACACCUUUAGACAGAGAGCAAAAGGAAGUGCAUAACUUAAUUUUGACUGCAAUUGACGGUGGUUCGCCUCCAAAAUCCGGAACAGUCAAGAUAACUGUUACUGUUAUUGAUGCAAACGACAAUUAUCCCGUGUUCUCUCAGCCAACAUACCGAGUAUCGUUACCAGAAGAUGUGGCAAAAAAACAUUUAGUCGUGGCAGUGACUGCUACAGACAAGGACAAAGGAUCUAAUGCGGAGGUUAAAUAUUCAUUUUCAAAAAGCACCGAGAAAGAAGCAACCGACGUGUUUAAUAUUGAUUCAAACAUUGGAACAAUAACAGUCAUAGGUGAUAUAGAUUUUGAAAAAUCUAAGCAAUAUGAAUUAGAUAUUAAAGCAAUUGAUAAUGGCGGACUGUCUGAUACCAGUAAAGUGUUUAUAGAAAUUACAGACGUUAAUGACAAUUCCCCUGUUAUAAAUGUUAUUUCGUUUUCCAAUCCAAUACCAGAGGAUUCUGCCCCAGAGUCUGUUAUAGCUAUGCUAAAUAUUAAAGACAUCGACUCUGGAAGAAACGGAAAGGUAAAAUGUUCAGUAAAUUCAAAUCUGCCGUUUCACAUUAAAUCGUCCUCCUCUAAUUUCUACAGUUUAGUCACCAACGGUAUUUUAGACAGAGAAAUGUCUUCUGAAUAUAACAUUACAAUCACAGCUAGUGAUGAAGGCUCGCCAUCUUUAUCUACUAAUAAAACUCUGACAGUUAAAAUAUCUGAUGUUAACGACAAUGCGCCUGUUUUCCAGCGUCACUCAUACACCGCUUACGUGAUGGAAAACAAUUCACCUGGAGUGUCUAUAUUUUCAAUUACUGCAACAGAUAAAGACGCUGGUAACAAUGCGCGUAUUUCAUAUUUCCUAGAAGACCGUUCUGUCAACGGUGUUGCUUCUUCACCUUAUAUUUCUGUUAAUGCAGAGAGUGGAGAGAUUCUUGCUCUUCGGUCUUUUGAUUACGAGCAAACCAAAGAGUUUAAUAUUUGCGUAAAAGCUCAGGAUGGAGGCAACCCGCCUCUAAGUAGCAAUGUGAGUGUGAAAGUAAUUAUUCAGGACCAGAAUGACAAUGCGCCUCAGAUUCUGUAUCCAGUACAAACUGGUGCCUUUGUUGUGGCUGAAAUGGUACCUCGAUCAGCAAAUGUGGGCUAUCUUGUUACUAAAGUAGUGGCUGUAGAUGUGGACUCUGGACAGAAUGCUUGGCUCUCAUAUAAACUACAGAAAGCGACGGACAGAGCGCUGUUUGAAGCGGGAUUACACAAUGGAGAAAUAAGAACUGUACGACAAGUCACUGAUAAAGAUGCUGUGAAACAGAAACUGACUGUGUUAGUGGAGGACAACGGAGACCCCUCUCGUUCAGCUACAGUCAAUGUAAACGUGGUGCUGGCAGACAGUUUCCCUGAAGUGCUCUCAGAGUUCACUGACUUUACGCAGGACAAGGAAUACAACGUCAACCUGACUUUUUAUCUGGUCCUGGCACUGGCUACAGUUUCAUUUUUAUUUAUUGUUUCAAUUAUAGCUAUACUUUCAGUUAAAUGCUACAGGUGGAAACGUGAACGAAUGUUUUACAAAGCUGGUUCCAAUCUUCCAGUUAUUCCAUACUAUCCACCGCUAUACGCAGACGUUGGUGGAACAGAAACUUUGCAGCAGAUGUAUAAUUAUGAGACUUAUAGAACCACUGACUCCAAAAACAGGGAUUUAAAUCGCGCUACACGUCCAACAGAGAACAUGAAUAGUCUGGAAAUCAGCGGAAAUCAGACGCUGACGCAUGUACAAAGAGAAAAAGCAAGUGAAGUCUUUGAUCAGGUGAGCAUAACAAAAAUCAGUAUUUUACUUUUCUGUAACUUGUAUGCAAUUUUGUGCUGUUGA
Molecule: messenger RNA, 2490 nt
Organism: Trichomycterus rosablanca
Lineage: Eukaryota; Metazoa; Chordata; Actinopteri; Siluriformes; Trichomycteridae
Product: protocadherin beta-15-like
Exons: 1
Coding region: 1-2490 (829 amino acids)
Biological process (GO): homophilic cell-cell adhesion
Cellular component (GO): plasma membrane
Molecular function (GO): calcium ion binding
Source: RefSeq, a predicted model, not a curated record